Verruconis gallopava is the source of this 2747-nucleotide messenger RNA. RefSeq lists its product as uncharacterized. Lineage: Eukaryota; Fungi; Ascomycota; Dothideomycetes; Venturiales; Sympoventuriaceae. Gene Ontology annotation, molecular function: protein binding. The transcript is spliced from 2 exons. The record is from RefSeq and is a predicted model, not a curated record. The coding region runs from base 389 to 2593 and encodes 734 amino acids.
AAAAUUACUAUGAGAACACGUUUUCACAAGAAUACGUCUAUUUAUAUUACAUUUUCACUUCCUUUUGCUUCCCUGAGCGCUGCACACCAGCAAUCUCCAGCACUGCCUAGCUUAGGCUAGCCCCUCAGUGCGACACAGUGCGACAAUUAGUCAGGUGCACGUGACCUGUGACAGUAACUUAUCUAGCGCUCAUCUUGGCUCAGAAAAAUAUAACAUCAAUCUUCUUCACCUCAAUCAAUUUAAGCAUUUUCUACUGUCUAUCGUUGUAGGCUGAGCUAUUCAGCAACUUCCAAAAAGCAUAGCACUCAAUGCAGCGCUAGUGCAACAAAGGUCCCACCUUCAGGCAAAUAUUCUUGCAUCACGAAGUCAAGUCAACGGGCCAUGAGAUAUGCCGCGAAGUACUGAAUUCAUCAUAUCUGCCGGCUCUGGCAUCCGAUUACUGGAGCACCAAGAUCUAGAGAUUGGGGCAGUGGACAAAGACCUGAGCCCAGCCGAUCACAACCAGGUCGAUAAAAACCAGAAGAGCCAGGGUGUAGAUGACGACCGGAAUGGAGAUAAAGACAGCAGAGAUAGUCGAAGUCAAAGCACAGAUGACCAGAAUGAACAUGGUCAGAUCAAAUACUACAGCCAGACGGAGAGUGUAGACAAUAACAAGCAAUUUAUUAGUCUACCAGUUGGAAUGAAUGGAGUGGCGCCGACACCCUGUGGAUUUUGUAAAAAUAUACGUGAAAAGAUUAACACAUACUUUGAAAGUCGCAAAGAUAGACUUCGAAAAUAUCAGUCUGUAAACCUAACCCCUGGAGAAUUCUUUGGGAACACCACAUUUGCCUCCAGUUUGCAGUGGUCAUUUAAAGCACUGGCUGACGACGCUGCGAAUCUCCUUAAUCGCGAACGGGCCCCAUUUCACAAGAUCAAUCUUACAUCCCAUCUACAAGAACUUUUGGCGAAGUCGAAAAUUUCAGAAUGCAAUUUUCGGAAGUCGAUGCUGCAAGAAUUAUAUCCAGGAUUCAAGGACAUGACACGCAAGGAAAGAAAUCCACUCUAUCGAAAAUUUGAGAGAUCCGUUGAACAAGGGAAAGCCCUCUUCUUGAUCUCAUCGCAAAAUCCCGGGAUUUUACUGACGAUUGCAGGAUGUUUAUCAAGAGAAGAGCUACGACAUCUAUCAAAAGAUUGGAAAACUUGUGCCUACCAGUUUCCCUGGUUGAGUUCAGAAAUACUCCAAUUUUCCAAACAGUAUGAGGGAGUGGUACGGAAUAUCCUUGUAUAUAUGCAGUGUGCGUUUAUACCUGGAGGCUCUAAGGGAAGGGCAUCUGCAAACCGUGGAGAAUGUGGUCAUAAAAGACUACGAUUGGAUUUUCCUCAAGUUCCCAACGAACCGACGACUACGACACUCCCGGAGUGGUUACCUUCCAAUGUCUGCGAAGCAGCUGAAAGCGAUAGCAUCAAUUCAACGCCACCAAUGAUGCAGACCCAACGAGCUCCAGCUUUAUCUAUUGUACCACUCGCCAUCAAUGAUCUUAAUUGUAAUGGAGGCCAAAGAUUCAUCAUGGAAUACUCCGGACCAACUCCUUCCCUGGCUCUGUCGACCACUGAGUAUCUGUUCCAUAUAAUCAAAAUAUAUGUCGGAAAUACUUGCCGGAACAUGAAAUUCAAUGACCAUGGAACCCUCCUCAAUUCAAAUGGGUCCGAAUUACGGAAUGAUCUAUGUGAUAACUUCGACUCUUACUGCUUUACUGCUACCAUACUGGCGAGCAGAGCAUUGUACGUCGGGUUUCGCGCCACACUUUCCAAGGCCUUUGCCCUUGUCGAGGAAAUUCUUCAAGCCGAGCAUCCUCGAACCCUAACCUGCUUUCUUGAAGUGCUGAUCCACCUCAUACAAACCGGGCACUACGAUGUGAGCUUAAUGCUCCGUGACUAUAUCAAAAAUAUGUCCGCAAAAGUCACUAGAAAGGGGAGCCAUUGGGGCGAAAUAUGUCGACUUCUGGGGAAAUUAGACUCAGAUUCCGUUGACCAGGCUAUGGCAAAGGUUUGGGAAUGCACUGUUGACAGUUUCGAUAGCAAUCUCGAACCACUAAGUCGACUCGCUGUAUCUAUUCGCCUUGAUUACAUAAAACGCGUGUACGGGGCCACAAAUUGUGCUGUAGAAGAACAGCUUCUUCGAAGUCUCCUUGCGAAAUUCAAAGGCUCUCCUAAAGUCCCGACUCCACGGGUGAUGCUCAACCUGGCGCAUAAUCUGAACAGACAGGGGCGCUAUGUCGAAUCGGAGAAGAUGGCGCUGGAUGUCCUGUCGCUGCUGAAGGGACAUGAAAUAUAUACUAAAAGAAAUGUCGAGAGAAUAGAAUGUAUGAAAAUUAUUUCUCACAGUCAAUUUUAUCAAGGGAAGAUCCUGGAUGCAGAGAAUACUAUGCGACUUGCGAUAUGCAUGGUUGAAUAUUAUUUGGGGGAACAACACUCUUGGGUCCUUGAAUUCAAGAAUGUUCUGGAGGGUUGGCUUCGACAGGCAGGCCGUCGGGAGGAGGCCAAUAUACUACGGAGAGAGUUACAAGAGUUGACGGGAGAAGAUGAAAUUGACAAGCGGCUUGACAGAGUAUGAGGUCGGCUUUGGUAGAACAACAUCAGAGAGACCCGGAACCUAAACAACUAAGUUUAAGGCAGUCUCCAUAUACUACUUUUUCCCAUGAGAUAUCAACUUCAACUGCCUACAUACCAACUGCCUUCAUUUUCUUCUCUUGGAGUAUCAAUCACCA